Molecule: messenger RNA, 1856 nt
Organism: Prosopis cineraria
Lineage: Eukaryota; Viridiplantae; Streptophyta; Magnoliopsida; Fabales; Fabaceae
Product: E3 ubiquitin-protein ligase XB3-like
Exons: 8
Coding region: 238-1545 (435 amino acids)
Molecular function (GO): protein binding
Source: RefSeq, a predicted model, not a curated record
UCUGCGAUACAAGCAGGGUCAGCCUGCCCGAAAUCCAGCCGGGCAGGUCCAAACUCCGAUGUCCCUCCAUUUUCUUAGAUAACUAGCUCAAGCGCCUAUCGCACCUUGGCUUGAAGGAGUGUGAGCUCGUCGGUCUCCACUACGACGACCCCCGCCACCUCUGCCGUGGAAGGUGGCGCGUGUGCCAGUAGCUCGGUAACUCUAGCUCCCUGUGUUAGCUAUUAGAGCUAAUCAAUUAUGGGUCAGAGGCUGAGUUGCAGGCAACGCCAUGAAAAUGCUCUGUUUGCUGCUGUUGCUAAUGGGGACUUGGAGGUAGUCGAGGCUAUGAUAGAGGAAGACCCUACAGUUCUUGAAGAUACUUCCGGCCAUGCUAAGCUCUCCCCUCUACAUGCAGCAGCCGCCAGUGAUCGGAUCGAGGUACUUUCCAUGUUACUGGACCGGUCUGUUAAUGUCGACGUCCUUAAUCGCUAUAAACAGACCCCGUUGAUUUUGGCUGUGAUGCGUGGAAACAUUGGUUGUGUGGAAAAGCUUAUUCAAGCCGGAGCUAAUAUAUUGAUAUUUGAUUCUUUACGUGGUCGAACCUGCCUGCACCAUGCUGCUUAUUAUGGCCACAUUGAUUGCCUUAAGGCCAUUCUUUCUGCUGCCCGUUCCUCACCAAUUGCAAGCUCAUGGGGGUUUGCAAGAUUUGUUAACGUAAGAGAUAGAAAUGGCGCCACACCAUUGCAUCUUGCAGCCCGUCAAAGACAGCCUGAAUGUCUGCGUACUCUUCUAGACAAUGGGGCUCUUGUUUGUUCAUCACCUGGUGGAUAUGGUUAUGCAAGGAGCGCACCACUUCAUUUGGCUGCUCGUAGUGGUUCCUUGGAUUGUGUCCGUAUCUUGCUUGCUUGGGGAGCAGAUAGGCUACAAUUAGAUUCCUCUGGGAGAAUACCUUUCACAGUUGCCUUGAAGCACAAGCAUAAGGCAUGUGCUGUCCUGCUGGACCCUUCAUCAGCUGCACCACUUGUUUGGCCAUCCCCAUUGAAGUUCAUUAGUGAGCUCAAUGAGGAAGCAAAAGCCUUACUGGAAAAGGCCUUAAUGGAAGUUAACAGGGAGAGGGAAAAGACCCUACUCAAGGAGGGAGACAUUCCUUCAUCUUCCCUGCAUUCUGAUGGUGAAGAUGAUGGUAUCGACUCUGAGGCUAGCAGCAGUGUGGAAUUAUGUUGUAUAUGCUUUGAUCAAGUAUGCACAAUUGAGGUCAGACCAUGUGGUCAUCAAAUGUGUGCUCAUUGCACCCUAGCAUUAUGCUGUCACAAGAAGCUUGAUGCAGGAGCUCCUUGCCCUGCUGGACCAGCAUGCCCUUUUUGCCGAGGUGCUAUUCUUCAAUUAGUUGUUGCUAAGAUUGAGACCAGCAGUGAUGUAGAAGUUGAAUCUAGUCCCACAACAAAGCCCAGGAGAUCAAGAAAAUCAAAUUUCAGUGAAGGAAGCAGCAGCUUCAAGGGCUUGUCAGCCAUGGGUUCAUUUGGGAGGAUUGCAGGCCGCAACUCAGAAAAGAUUGCCGAAAAGUAAUGAGGCGAUUGAUGGGUUAGCCACGGUUGUUUGCUUCCGAGCCAGUCAGGAAACUGAUCUAGUGGUGAUUUUACCCAUCGUUGGAGUAGCUGCUUAUAUCGAUAUAGGUUUUGAGGUCAAUUUUUUGAUAACAGAGUGAAUGAUCGUAAGAUCAUGAGAGACAAUAGGUGGGUGAAAUUUCUUAAACUCCCUGUUUGAGGUUUUGUAAUAUGCUUCUUAGUUGGUUGGACUUGGAGCAUCAAGCCCUUUGUGUUUGUUAUCAAAUAUCAAAUAUAGUAUUUCAUGAAAUAAAGGUACUUCUCUUUGACGCU